Messenger RNA from Porites lobata, 3569 nucleotides. The record is from the annotation of a GenBank genome assembly. NCBI's taxonomy places the organism in Eukaryota, Metazoa, Cnidaria, Anthozoa, Scleractinia, Poritidae.
AGAACUUCAUCAACAAAAACCUGCUCCUGCAGUUCAUUAUCAGAGGUGAGGAGUUCCUAACUAAAAGCAGAGAUUUUGUUUAAGAUUAGUUUUAUCAUUGCACUUAAUUUUACUUGACUUGAAUUAAGAAAUACUGGGUUGAAAAGGUAUUUGGGAAAAUAAAACUGUGUGUGUUAUGUGGUGGUUAAUUAUUAACUUCUCUCAGCCUGGGUGAAGAGAAGGGACAACCAGAGAGACAUCUGUAUUUUUCACAAACUAGUCUCGAGGACUACCACUGGAUUUCUGCAUUUUAAAGGAGUCUGUCUUUGUAAACUUGUCAGCUCAGAUACAUGUGUGUGUGCAGGAAUGAGUGUAUAGUAUUGAACAAGUGCAUGUUAACAGAGGAUUUCACGUCUAUGAGUAUCUACGAGUGGGCCUAAAGUUCUUGAAAAGUUCUUCAUCCUGUCUAAUAUCACCACUUUGCUUGUCUGCCUUGUAGCCUAAAAAACUCUUUCCGUUCACUUCAAAAAAUUCUUUGUGUGGUUCUGGAACCCUUUGUAGGUUAAAUGCUUUCUCUUAAAAAAGUAAGGGAAGAGUAUAUGCAAAUCAUUUUCAGCUAAUAAAUUCGGCGAGGUUGCUAAAUAAAGUAUACGCCCAUAAUAGGGCUUAGACCAUCCUCAGAGACCCAGGGGCAGCUAGUCAGGACGAUAGAAUGUUCAUGGUGAAAGUUUACCAUAACAAUAAACUUUCACCACAAACAUCCUAUCGUCCCAACUAGCUGCCCCUUGGUCUGCGAUGAUGAGCUUAGACAUGGUCUUUUCUUUCUUAUUUUAACAGAAACAUGCCAGAUAUUGAAUUUCUUAUGCAAGAGUGGCCAGAGGAAUUUGAAGAACUUUUGAAUAAGGUAUUUAGUAACUUUGUCCUUUAGUAAGAUUUCUUUAGAAUCUGCUGAGGAAAAUGACUUUAUGUAAGGGUUAUCGGCCUGAAGCGAGGGGUCAUGUGAUUUAUUCCCCUCGUGCGUUGCCCGAGAGGAAUAAAUCACAUAACCCCUCACUUCAGGCCGAUAACCGUUACAUGCUGGCACUGGUGGCAUUCACAAGUUUCUUAGCUUUUUAAUUAUGUUAGUUUUUGAAAGUCGCAUGUCAAAUUAGUUGUUCGCAGUGAAUGCUAGAAACAGCCUAAAGAGCCUAGCAGUGUCGAGCGAUUCAGAGCCAGAAGUAGAGCCGUUUAUUACUCAAACUAAAGCAGCUUCAGUGGCGGUACUGCAAGAGCUUUCGGAAAACAAUUUGAAUCUUCAGUUUGCGGGUGCAGAAAACGAACAAGCAGUUGACAAUUUCAAUUUUCGCACCGAGGAUCUUUCGACCGACCUGCAUGUUUACAUACAAAGAAGAUUCCGGGCGAGGGAUCACUACUGUAACUCACGAGGAAAUUCAGUCGAGGAAUGAAGCAAGAAUACCACAAAACACGAAGAGGUCAACUACAUGUCUUCAUAGAGUACACUAGUUUGGGAUGACUGGUUAAAGAACGGAACACCUUACCAUGACAGCGACACUUUCAUGGAACCGUAGAAAAGACGCUCUUCAAUUUCGAACUGUCGUUCAGGCUGUGAAAAUCGAUGAACCAGCAACUAAGAAAAUCCGUGAAUGUGGCGCAAAAGAAACGCCGCUAAGUUUAAUUUUAGUAAUUAUAGCGUCGUGUUGAAUAUUUCCAAUAAACAUUUGUGAUUUUUUUCUUUACGAAAAGCUAAUUAAAAUGCGGGGGGAUUAUGUAUUAAUAUCAUAAUAUGCAAGGGGGAUAAGUGACUUAUCCCCCUUGCAUAUUAAUACAUAAUCUCCUCGCAUUUUGAUUAGCUUUUCAUUAGCCCCGCUCUUUCCUUCAAACAAUCACUGCCGCACCCAGCUUUUCAGACAGUUGAUUCGGGGGUUAUGUAAUAUAUUCCCCCCGAAAAGAACAAAGGAAUCCGAGCUUAUGUAAGAAUAAGCAGAACAAACAUGCAUGAUGCAAAUCCCAUCCAGGGUUAAAAGCUAAACUGAAGUUCUUUUUAGGCUGGGCUUCCAACAGCUGAUCUGGAUGUUGAUUUAAAACAAUAUGUUGACUUGGUCUGUGGUAAGUUGUAAUCAUUCAUUCAAGUAAUACUAGGGAUUGGGGUGCCUUAGUGUACAAUCGGUGACAAAAUUGUUGACUGAAACAUUGUACUCAAAUAGGGUAACUUCAGAGAAGAAAAGAGUCUACAUCCCUCCCCUGUUCCCUCCAUUCAAAGUUGGGGUGUUUGUCGUUUUCUAAAGGUAGCUCGAACAGUGGCACAACAUUGUAUGGAGGGGAUGGGGGAGGAAAAGCUAUAUCUCCUGUUUCUGAAGUCAGUAAAAUGUCAAAAAGCCCCUUAAGGGCGAAGUGUCUCAACUCAUUUUAUCACUGAUUGCAGCUAUUACACAUUAGGAUACAAAGCUACUUGUAUCAGUUAUCCAGACCAGGGCUAGUGGGCAAGGGGUGCAUUACCCUAUGUAAUGGCCAGUGCUAAAGGGUAUGGGUUUUUUUUUACCCAUGGAGGUAUCACUUUAGGUUGUUCAUGAAAAGAAAUUCUUAAAAGUAACAAAUGACAUUAUAAUAAUGUUAUUGUUGGAAUAUGGUCUCCUCUAUAGUUUACAAUAAAUAAAAUCUUACCUACACCCACAUUGGUGACCCUCUAAUAUGGUUUAACUCUAAUAUCAUUUUGGACGACCAUUUCCGUCGUUUUCAUACAAGACUUCCCCCAAAUCUGAAAUGAAGUAUAGAUUUUAACCAUUUUAAACUGAAAUAGGGCAAGUCUUAAAGUGCUCUCUGGAACCAGGGUCUUUAACUCAGUAUGUAUUGAAAACAGCAGUUUAGGUCGAAAUUAGGGUAAGGGGAAACCAGAAACGUUUUUCUGAAAUAGGGCAAGGGUUUCAAUGAGUAUUCCCACCUCAAGGAUUGCAUAGGUAGUUAAAAACACGUGUAGCACGUGUUGGUGCAGGUGUUUUUGUGAUGUGAAAAACUUGAAUCAACUGUCCAAGUGAAUAAUAAAACAUUAAGCCACCAUUAUUAAAUAGACGUAUAAAUUAGGAAUACAAUGUCAUUCAUUUUAAGAAACAUCAAGACUAAGAUCUCGUAUCAAUUACUUCAGAUAAGAAGCCAGUAGACAAAGGUUAAUGUUCAACUGAACUGGUUCUCAUUUAAAUCCUUUUUGACAGGUAUUCUCGGCAUUCCUGUACAUAACAACAGAAUCCAUGCCCUUCAUGUGCUGUUCACACUAUUCUCAGAAUUCAAGAACUCACAGGUAUAAAAGCAAUCCGUAAACUCCUAUUAAUUAUAUAAUUAAUUAAAUUUUACACUGUUCAAGAUUUCAGUGCCAGUCAAGCCUUACUUUUCUAUGACUUCAGAUUCAAAUUUAUUUUGUUUGCACCUUUUUUUCCCUACACCAGCAUUUUAAACAACUUGCCAAAGACAACCAACUGUCAAGUGACCUGCGACUGGAUAGUGGUAGUGGCAAUCCUUAUACUGGGGGUGUGGCAGCUACUACAGAGCACAUGACACUUAGUGGUGAAGAGGCACAGACUAUGAGCUUUGAUGACUAA